Molecule: messenger RNA, 2641 nt
Organism: Amyelois transitella
Lineage: Eukaryota; Metazoa; Arthropoda; Insecta; Lepidoptera; Pyralidae
Product: cell adhesion molecule 3
Exons: 8
Coding region: 180-1439 (419 amino acids)
Biological process (GO): synapse organization
Cellular component (GO): neuron projection membrane
Source: RefSeq, a predicted model, not a curated record
GAACACUGCCGUCGCUAUCGGAGUACACCCCCUUAGUUCGACAGACGAUUUCGUGUGGAGUGCAGUGUAUGUUCUUUUAAGUGCUUCUCUUAAUUUAUGAAUGCCUGGUACCCGUUCAGAGUAUGAGUUGAAAAUGUGACAGGCGUGCGUGAUGCAUCGGCGCCUGUGAUGUCUCUAAUAUGCAGCGGGGCGGGCUCUACUUGGUGUUUCUAGCCAUAUGCUGUUUACAUACUGCAUCUGAACCCCUGCGAUUCCCGGAGGACUACCGGUCGAAUGUGGUCCGAAGACGCCGUAGUGAUGAGAGGGACGGUCUGGCGUUGUCCAGGGAAAUAUUUAGGAAUAUCACUAAACAACUGCGGGAAAACAUCAAGAGGGAGGGCGCGACGGAGAACAACGAUUUGUUGCCGGGCAAAGCAGAGGAGUCCCGGCACUAUGUCCCGUUCCAGAGCUACUACGACCACCACCACGAGCACCACUGGGGCCCGUCCUUCCAGGAUGAGAAGUACACGCAAGUGACCUCCCACGUGGGCGCCGAAGCCUUGCUCAACUGUCGCGUUGUGAUGUUGAAAGACAAAACGGUGACAUGGAUGCGGAACUCCACGGACUCCGCGCAGCUCCUCACCGUAGGGCCAGCGGCCUACACCGGUGACAACCGGAUAAGUGUGAAGUUCCAAUACCCAAACAAUUGGAGGCUCAGCAUGAACCCGGUCAAAAGGUCCGAUGCUGGGAACUACAUGUGCCAAAUAGCGACGCACCCGCCUAGGACGAUUUUUGUCAACUUAACUGUACUGCCUCCCGUACUUACAAUAAAUAACGACCAAACCCACGACGUCAAAGAUAGAUUCUACAAAGCGGGUAGCUCUAUAAACUUAGCGUGUAUCAUAUCAGAAGACUACGUCUCAACGCUCCCCACCAAAGCUCCUUUGACAACGCCCAUUCCCACCACUACCGAAGCUACGACUACUACAGAGUUAACUACUAAGAAAAUGAGCACUGUAUUUAAUAGAAUAGAUUUAAAUUUGAAUAAAAGUUGGAGCGUGGAAACAACGACGCUGACUUCAACAGUUAGUAUAAGUACUACAACUACAACAAAAGCGCCGGAAACGACUGUCGUGACGACAGCCAGGCCUACUGUGCCUGCACUAGUGAAUAAUAUUUAUGGACUAGUUUGGAAGAAGCAGGGGAAAGAGUUUUAUGAUAAUGUUACGUGGAGGAACAUGAGUGCCACAAUCAGCGUAGCAUCAGCUUCACAAAAUGACAGUGGGACGUAUACCUGCCUUUUACAAAAUCAUUCCCAAGUGAUUGUCAACGUUCACGUUAUAAGUGGUGAAAAUCAAGCUGCAGUUCACCACGAUACCUGGAACAAGGGAACACUGUUUUGGCAACCACAGAGUAUAUUUAUAUUUACCAUCACGGUGUUAAUACUUUGUUUAACUUGAAAUUCAAAAUAUUCUAUUGGGAAUCACCCCAAAUAUGUCUGCGACAUAUUUUGUAAUGAAUGUUAUUUUGAAUGUUAAUUCAUAAAUAUAGUCUCAAAUGGGAACGUCGGUGGUCAAAUCGGUAAGGUGCUCGGUUAAAAUGCAUGUGGCGCAAAAAGGCACAGGUUCGAAUUCCACCUUGGCCACCUACCAAUGACAAUUUUUUGCGGUCAGAUAGGAUUUGCUUUGUAUAAAAACCUGACACACCCAAUCCAGACGAAGUAUUUCAAUAUGAAAUAAAAUCAGUAUAAGGCAAUCAAAAUCAAGUUUAUUUCUGUGACACAUACACGGUAAUGUUUUACUCUUUUUAUUUCAUAAUUUAAUGUGAGACUAAAGAAAACUUAAGUGUUUUUUGUAGGUUUCUUCAAGCUAGGUUUGAUAUAAUUCGACAUUUUGUUUCAUAAAUGACUUAUAAACAAAAAAAUACUGAUAUUGUCUCUAACAUUAUGAAGGCCGUCUCACAAAAAUGGCACGUGUAUACGGAACAAUAAACUGUUGAGUAAAUAAUAAGGCUUAUGGGAACAUUCCUUGCCAAUACUGCAAGAUACUACAAACUUAGUUUACACAAUAUUAGCAACUUAGCACUAAGCAUACGUGAUAUGUUUAAAGACAAAAAAUAUAUUGGGAUAUUCUUUAUAUAAAAAGUCUAUUUUGGAUCAAUUUUGCUCAUAAUUUAAGGUUAUUGAAUCCAUGAUUUAAGCCAAUAGCUUAUUCCAGGUACAGAAAAUUGCCCAGUUCAUUUAAGACUUUAAAUUUUCAAUAAUAUACAAAUAAAGGAUUUAAAAUUGCGUAAAUACUAAAAACCGUUUUAAGUCUCCUUAAGUAAUUAGGUAUAUUUUUAUUUUGUUGGCAUGUUACGAUUAAAUGCUAAGUGAAUAGUUGCUAACAUUGUAUAGAUAACAUUUUAUUACUAUGAUAUGUAGUUAUAAGUAAUAAUUAAUGAUUUAACCUGUACAUACUGAAUUUUGUUAUCAUUAAAUUUAUAAUAUUUAUUUAAAUGUAAUGAUGAAAUUAAGAUUUCGUGUAAUACCUAAUCCAAAAUAGAUUUAAUUAAAUAUAUAUAAGUGUAUUUUAAUACAACAUGUACAGAUAACUAUAAACUUCUUAAUAAUUAGAACUUUUCUUGUUUAUAAAAUAAAUAGGAAGUUAAAAGGCUAAGCCGA